CGCAUGAGGAUAUUGUUGCUAACGUGCAGUCAUAUUAUUGUCCUUAAAAAUUGAAAAUUCUCUUAUCGUCGUCUCUCCCAAACAUUUUCGUUAUCUUCUUCUCUCUGAGAAUCUUUCCUUUCUCUCUCGCGGGGUUUUGCAUCAACCACACACAAUGCAAGCUGACAGUCUAAGAAUACAUAAGCUUGCUGUUCUGCAUCCAGUGAGACCUUUCAUUACAGAUUCUUUCCCGCGCUCAAAGCUCUUCUCUUCUUUCGCUCUUAUUCCCAAAGGUUCCCGCCAACCAGCUUCCUUCCGCUUGCCUCAGAAUUCCUGCUUCAAGUGUGUGCGGUAUGACAGUCCAGUAAUGGGUGCAACGGAAUUAUCUGAUCUUGAAGAUGUGGAGUUUUUGGUGGAGAUGUGCAUUACGCAUACACUACCACCGGCUCUGACGCUUAAGCAGGGGCUGGAGAGUAUAAGUGAGGCCAUUGAAAAGUUGAAAUUAGAACCUCCACGUUCUUCCCACGGAGUUUUCAGGUUUCAGGUGGCUGUUCCCCCGAGUACAAGAGCUCUUUUGUGGUUCUGUUGUCAACCAGAGUCAUCUGAAGUGUAUCCUAUCUUUUUCCUUUCCAAUGAGAAGGACGCCACCAUUAAGUCUCUAUACUUGAAUGAUACUCGCGGUGUUUUUGGAAUUGGUACUGCAAUUUACUUUGCAAACUUGUCUUCUACUUCAUCAAAACGAAGUACAUUGAAAAGGUAUCUCAUGAAUGAUUCAGCUCCUAUUAUGGCUUAUGGUUUUGUUAACGAUAAUACCGGGGAGAUAUCUUCAUUGAAGAACGAGGCUGGUCAUUCAUGCUUUUGCAUUCCCCAAAUUGAGUUGAGUGAGUACGAGGGCAUUUCUGUUCUCUCUGCAACACUUGCUUGGAGUGAAUCUUUUCCUUGUACAUUUGAGGAAGCUAUCCAUUCUUUGGGCUCAUCUAUCUACCAGAUCAGUACUAAUUUUCCAUCUAAAGGAAACUGCCAGUACAAAUAUAUAAGAUCUUCAUUAACAGCUUCAAAACUUGUGGACAGAACAAAUCAGAUGGCAUACAUGAAAGUGCUUUCUGUAGCUGGUGAAAGUUUCAGGACUGGCAUCAUGGAAAUGGAGUCUGCACUCUCCCAUCAAUUCUGCAUUAGGGUUUCACCAAACGUUGCCGUUGCAUGUAAUAUGUUGGAUCAUAUCAACGAAAAUGUUCACUCAGAGCAAGAGCAUGCCAACAUUAAUGCUGUCUGGGCAUCGCUCAUAGUUGAAGAAUGUUCUCGUCUUGGUUUGACGUAUUUUUGCAUAGCUCCUGGAUCAAGAUCAUCCCCUCUUGCCGUCGCUGCUGCAAGUCAUCCCCUGAUAACAUGUAUCGCAUGCUUUGAUGAACGCUCUCUUGCUUUUCAUGCGAUUGGAUAUGCCAAAGGAUCUCAUAGCCCAGCAGUCGUAAUCACAUCGUCAGGCACUGCUGUUUCAAAUCUUCUUCCUGCUGUUGUUGAAGCCAGUCAAGAUUUUCUUCCUCUUUUAUUGCUCACAGCUGAUCGUCCCCUGGAGCUACAGGAUGCAGGAGCAAAUCAAGCUAUUAAUCAGGUAAACCAUUUUGGUUCAUUUGUGAGGUUCUUCUUCAGUCUUCCUGCUCCAACUGAUCAAAUUCCCGCUAGAAUGGUACUUACCACUCUUGAUUCUGCCGUACAUUGGGCAACCUCUUCACCCUGUGGCCCCGUUCACAUAAACUGUCCAUUUAGAGAGCCACUGGAAAAUAGUCCAAGUCCAUGGAAUUUGAGUUGCUUAAAUGGAUUACACAUUUGGUUAUCAAGCACCGAAGUUUUUACAAAAUAUAUUCGACUUGAAGCGUCUCCAACGUCUAUUGAUACUUUUGGUCAUAUGGCAGAGGUUUUGAAAGUAAUCCAUGGAGCCAAAAAUGGAAUUCUACUUCUUGGAUCAAUUCAAUCAGAGGAUGAGAUAUGGGCUGCUUUUCUAUUGGCCAAGCAUAUUUCAUGGCCUAUAGUGGCUGAUGUAUUAUCUGGUUUACGAUUAAGAAAGAGUUUGACUUCUUUCCUAGAAAUGGAAAAUAACUUUUUCUUUGUCGAUCACCUUGAUCAUGCAUUGCUUUCUGAUUUGGUGAGAAAAUGGCUAAAAUUUGACGUGAUUAUUCAGAUUGGAAGCAGGGUAACAAGCAAACGCAUUUCGAAGAUGCUUGAGGACUGCAGUCCCUGUUCAUACAUCAUGGUUGAUAAGUAUCCAGGUCGUCACGAUCCAUCACAUAUUGUAACCCAUAGAAUCCAAAGCACCGUCUUAGAAUUUGUUGGUUGUUUACUUAAAGCUGGUUUUCCUCUCAGUAGGAGCAAGUGGACUACUACUUUACGAGCAUUGAACAUGAUGGUUGAGUGGGAAAUACAAUUUCAAAUUUCUGCUAACUACUCUCUGUCUGAGCCACAAGUUGCUCAGGUAAUCUCAGAAGCACUUCCAUGUGAUUCUGUUCUGUUCCUGGGGAACAGCAUGCCAAUCCGUGAUGUAGAUAUGUAUGCAUAUGGUUGGUCAAAAUGCAACGACAGUGUAGCGGCUAGACAAUUAAACUUACAACUUCCAUUUUGCUGGACAUGGACUUCUGGGAAUAGAGGAGCCAGUGGUAUUGACGGACUUCUUAGCACAGCAGUUGGUUUUUCUGUCGGAUGCAACAAACGAGUGCUUUGUCUAGUUGGAGACAUUUCUUUCCUGCAUGAUACAAAUGGCUUAGCAAUUUUGAACCAGAGGAUGGCGAGGAAACCUGUGACUGUAGUUGUAAUCAAUAAUAAUGGUGGGGCAAUCUUCAGUCUCCUUCCUAUCAAGGACAAAGUAGAGGCAGCAAUACUAGACCAAUUCUUCCACACCUCUCACAAGGUUUCACUCCGAAGCCUAUGUAUGGCACAUGGCUUGAAGCAUUUACAUGUACGGACAAAGAUGGAACUUCAAGAUGCUUUAUUUCAGUCUCAUCAUGAAGAAAAUGACUGCAUAAUUGAGGUCGACAGUUCCAUUGAUGCCAAUACUACCUUCCACAGUGUCUUGAGGAAGUUCACUUGUCAAGCAGUAGAUCAUGGUUUACGCAUAUUUUCAGGACUUCAUUCUGAAGAAUCUGUUUCAUCUGGACUCUUCCUUUGCAAGAUAAGUAGAAUGGAAUGCACAUUGUUCAGAAUCCCACUAUGUGCUCCACCUACAACUGCAUCUAGUUCUAUUGAUCAAGUCAGUCGGAAGUUCUUCAGAGAAGGUUUUAUUUUGUCUUUGUAUCUGGAGGAUGGGAGUCUUGGCCUUGGUGAGAUUUCACCCCUUGACAUCCACAGAGAGAGCCUACUAGAUGUGGAAGAGCAACUUAAGUGUCUCAUUCAUAUAUUAAAGGGAGCGAAGAUCAGGAGCUCCAUUCCUCUGCUACGGGGUUCAUUUUCUUCUUGGAUUUUCCAUGAACUGGGAAUACCACCAAGUUCAAUCUAUCCAAGUGUUAGAUGUGGUUUGGAAAUGGCUGUUCUCAAUGCCAUAGCAGGGAGAAAAGGUUGCAGCUUGUUAGAUGUACUCCAGCAUCAGUUAGAUGAAGAAAAGAACUUGGCAACUUCGUCAAAAGUUCAAAUUUGUGGGCUGUUGGAUUCUGGUGGAACUCCAUCUGAGGUUGCUCAUGUUGCUAAGACACUGGCCGAAGAAGGAUUUCCCACUAUCAAGUUAAAGGUAGCCAGACAAGGGAAUGUAAUGUAUGAUGCUGCAGUUGUACAGGAAAUAAGGAAGAAGCUUGGCAACCAAAUUGAACUCCGUGUUGAUGCUAAUCGGAACUGGAGCUAUGAAGAAGCUAUUUUAUUUAGCUCUUUGGUGAAGGACUGUGGCCUGCAAUAUAUUGAGGAACCAGUUAUGGAUGAAGAUGCUAUUAUUAAAUUCUGUGAAGAGAGUGGUUUGCCUGUUGCACUGGAUGAAACUCUCGAUCAUAUUCAAGAUAAUCCUGUGAAAGAACUUGCGAAGUAUGCCCAUCCAGGAAUUGUUGCUAUAGUUAUAAAACCAAGUGUCAUUGGGGGAUUUGAAAAUGCAGCAUUGGUAGCAAGGUGGGCACAGCAACACGGAAAAAUGGCUGUUGUUAGUGCUGCAUUUGAAAGUGGUGUAGGUUUGUCUGGAUAUAUACACUUAUCCUGUUAUCUGGAGCUUCAGAAUGCAGAAGUAAGAAAACUGAUGAAUAUUCAACCAGCCCCAUCUAUAGCUCAUGGUCUAGGAACUUACCGUUGGCUUGAAGAAGAUGUAACUCUUGAUCCUCUCAGAAUUAGCCGUGACCCUCAUAGUGGCAUUGUUGAAGCAUCUGUUGCUGAGGCUAAUCGUCUUCUAAAAGGUUUUCAAAUCAACCAGAAGUUUGUUUGUAAAAAAUUUACUGAAGAGCAAGUAUGUAGGUACAAAUUAAGUGUAGACUCAAAGGGGUUCUCUUAUUCAACAAAAGUUCUAGAGGUUGGACAAAGAACAAACGAUAAUGUGCUCUUCUUUCUUCAUGGAUUUCUUGGAACUGGUGAAGACUGGAUUACAAUCAUGAAAGGCAUCUCAGGUUCAGCCAGAUGCAUUUCUCUUGACCUUCCUGGUCAUGGGGAAUCAACAACACAAAAGAAUGAUUGUGAUGUUCAUGGUGUGGAGGAACCAAGUUAUUCAAUUGAGGUUAUUGCUGAUCUACUGUACAAGUUGAUUCAUCAUCUUGCUCCUGGUAAAGGUAUAGUUAACCUUGUAGGAUAUUCAAUGGGGGCUAGGAUUGCCAUGUACAUGGCCCUGAGAUUUGGUGAUAAGAUUGGAAGAGCUGUUAUAAUAUCUGGAAGCCCUGGAUUAAAAGACAAGAUGGCAAGGAGAAUCCGUAGAGUUAAAGAUGACUCUAGAGCACGAAUCCUUAAGGUCUAUGGCUUACAAAGAUUUCUUGAGGCGUGGUAUUGUGGAGAACUAUGGAAAAGCAGUCUAAGAGAACAUCCACAUUAUAGUCAAAUUAUUGCCAGCCGAUUGAAGCAUGAUGACGUGCAGCAUCUUGCAAAAGCUCUAUCUGAUUUAAGCAUCGGAAGGCAGCCGCAAUUGUGGGAUGAAUUAAAAUGCUGCAAAAUACCUCUUUCAAUCAUUGUUGGGGAGAAGGAUACAAAAUUCAAGACAAUUGCACAGCAAAUUCUCUCUCAAAUUGAUAUGGGCAAGAAGAUCAAAGAUGAACCAGUUGUUGACCUCCACGAAAUAGUUGAGAUCCCGGACUCGGGACAUGCUGCCCAUCUGGAGAAUCCUCUUGAUGUUAUCAAUGCAUUGAGUAGAUUUCUAAUAAGGAGUAGAACACGGUGCUCUUACAAUCCGGAUUUCGCUGGUAGAGGCUAAGUUGAAAUUACGCAUGAGAGCCACCUUCUGUAAGGGCACCGCUGCCUGUGUUCGGCAUCAAAUAAGAGAGUAGGGAUUCAGAUUCUACAAAUUAGGUGGUUCCUCAAGUCCUGGACACGUCAUAUGCCAAAAUGUAUAGAUUUUUAGCGUUUUAUCAUCACAGCCUCGUAGGCAAUUAUAUGGGUCAGUCAUAUACAAAUUUCUUUUGAUUGCCUAUAAGUAUUGAUUGCUUUUCUGUUAUUUUACUAAGGGAAUGAUCUCUCUGAACUGCCUUGAAAAUCUUGUAUGUUACUGUGAACUGAUUUUACAAAGGAAUUUGAUGUACACCUAAGAGAUGAACA
Messenger RNA from Benincasa hispida (wax gourd), 5673 nucleotides. RefSeq names its product 2-oxoglutarate decarboxylase/hydro-lyase/magnesium ion-binding protein (gene PHYLLO). Lineage: Eukaryota; Viridiplantae; Streptophyta; Magnoliopsida; Cucurbitales; Cucurbitaceae. The record is from RefSeq and is a predicted model, not a curated record. Gene Ontology annotation, molecular function: thiamine pyrophosphate binding; 2-succinyl-5-enolpyruvyl-6-hydroxy-3-cyclohexene-1-carboxylic-acid synthase activity. Gene Ontology annotation, biological process: menaquinone biosynthetic process; amino acid catabolic process.